ACCAAGCGACCAGCGAGUAACUUUCGGUUUCCAGCCACAAAUCAGUCGGAAAGUGUACGGACAGACAAGUUGCUGUGAUGUGUUACUGUUCAGGUGUUCAAAGAAUUCAACUAAAAUAGGAUUAAUAUUAUUAAGAAUAUAUUUCAACAAAAAAAAAGAGAAAGCAACGAAGGUGAUAAUCAAAUAUCGAAAUAAUUAAAAUUCUCGAAACCAAAACGAAACGAUUAAAGCAGGUGCAACUGCACUUUAUUUUGUGAAAUUAAAAAAAAAAAUUUUUUUUUUUUGUUAAAAUAGCUGCAUUUGUUGUUGUGUAAUUUCAACUCGUAAAUUCGUCUCUUUAAUCAGCAAAAAAAAAAACGCACAUACACACACACAAAUGUUACUAGAAGCAAUCAUGGAUCCAAAUCCAGAAAGUCAGCAACAACAGCGACAAGUGUCACACCACCAACAACAACCACAACCGGGAACAAGUGCUGCUGAUGCCGACGAUGAAGAUGUACCCGAACCCGCACUAGAACCCGUCGGCAGCGGUAGCGUACUCUUCGAUAGAGUUCAUCGAAUGAUGGAGAAAUUCGCCACCACACGCAUUGGGCAGUAUGUGUUGGAGCGCGGUGAUCGUGUGCUGCGCACAAUCGAAGAUACCGUCAAAUGGAGUUUGCCACAAGAUAAAGCAGCUGGGCCUUUGGUACGUCCUUUGCCGUGGAUACCCUUUCUUGUGCUAAUCAUUUUCCUACGUCAAGUGCGCAUUUGGUUAUCGCUGGUGGCGCUCUUUAUUGGCAAUGGUCCUGUGACGCCGCAUACACUCAUCUACUUUAUACAAACACGUCGUCGCAAGUUGCGUUCCAUACGUAUCAACGGCAUGAAGGCCAUACAACAGGAGGCGGCCGAUCGCAAAGCUUUGAAGCCGGAAUAUGACAAUAAAUUCUUGGUGAAUUUAUGUAAAAUAUUCACCAUUGCUAGAUGUCGCCCGCGUCUCGGUUGUCAACCAGCAGGCAUUGUGUUCUCAGCCGAUAAUCCCGCUAAUCGUGAACUUCUUCGGCCUCUUCAACCGGCACGCUACAAGUUUAAGCGUGAACGUGAAGACGACGACCCCAUUAAGGAGUUUGUCACAGCGAGGUUAAUGGCGAAAUUUCCCGAUGUAACCUCCGAUGACGAUUCUGAUUAUGUGCCAAAGGCACCGGACUCUAACGAUGAUUCGACUUUAUCCGCAAACAAUACUACCAGCGAUACACAGGGUGAAUAUAGUUUGGACACAAGCGGUGAAAAUGUUGACGAGCAAAGCCUCGAAGAGUGCGAAGAAAUGGAUAAAAAUAAAUCUCUUAACAAGAGUGAGAGAACUGAUGGUGAGAAUACGCUAAAUGAUGAAAAUAAGAAGGCAGCUGAGGUGAGGAAAGAAAGCGAAAUACCGGAAAAGAAAAUCUCUGCUGAAUUAAAUGCAGAAACAAAAGAAGAGAAAACUAUACCAACCAUUGAGAUUAGCGGCAGUGAAGAGAAAAAUGAUUCGCCAAGGAAGCCUAAAGAUCAAAAGGACAAGCAGCAGGAGAUAGUUUCGCCGUCUAGUGAUAAAACCAUAACGGCUUCACCGAAAACACCAACAUCACCAGUGGAUAAUGGGCAAAGUAAAAGUGGCAUAAGCGAUGAUGUUAGCGAAGCAGAAGCAUUAAGCGUCAAAUCGCAGACACCAAAAUCUCAGAAAGAACAUAUUUUCAAUAUUUUAAAUGGUCACAAGGAUGAGCAGAAGAAGGCAACACCCGGCCAUGAAAGUGCCGCCGACACUAAGCCACAUAUACCGCCAGCAUUGUUGAGCAGCACCACUAGCAGCAGCAGCGGAAGCGGCAGUGGCAGCGGCAGCGGCAAUGUUCUUGUUAAUGCAAAUCCUAACGAUGAAAAGUUUAUAGAUGCCACUGAUACUGAUUGUUUUGCCAAACAAACAGUUAAAUUAAGCAAUAAAUCAUCAACGAAACCCAAAAAAACAUCACCAUCCCGACAACCGACAACUCCACCGCAAACGCAACCUCAACAACCGCCACAGGCAUCUUCCACGUCACCUUCUUCACCAUCCUGCUCCUCAACAACAUCCUCUUCCUCCUCGUUAGCCUCGUUCACAUCUAGUGAUGAAUGUGUCGUCGCUAGCGCUGAUUAUAGUGAUACGCCCACGCCAACGCCUUCGCUCAAUGCAGCAUCGUCGACUGAGGACGUCUAUCUUAGUCCGAUUGGUUCCCCAGAUUUCAGUACAUUCCACAAGCCGCCAAACAACCAGCAAAAGCCAACUGUAAGCGUCGAAACAGCUAAAGCUUCAUCUGUCCAUGUUGACGUUGAGGAUGAUGAUAAUGAUGAUGAUGAUGAUGAACAUUCGCAACAUGCUAAGCAACAAAGAUCCCAACCGGAGCAACAGCGAGCAGGACAUUAUCCACAGCAGACGCACCCACAUUCUUUUAGGCGUUACCGUCGAAACCGCCGUUGAUCAUCCAUUUAUUUUAAAGCACACAUACAUUUACACAUAUACAAAUAAAUGUAAUAUUUUUAACUUAGUUUAAAAAA
Ceratitis capitata (Mediterranean fruit fly) is the source of this 2541-nucleotide messenger RNA. It is a transcript of the gene Jabba, whose product is annotated as dentin sialophosphoprotein. The record is from RefSeq and is a predicted model, not a curated record. The transcript has 9 exons. The coding region runs from base 377 to 2464 and encodes 695 amino acids. NCBI's taxonomy places the organism in Eukaryota, Metazoa, Arthropoda, Insecta, Diptera, Tephritidae.